Colletotrichum scovillei is the source of this 1423-nucleotide messenger RNA. RefSeq lists its product as uncharacterized. Gene Ontology annotation, cellular component: membrane. The record is from RefSeq and is a predicted model, not a curated record. Lineage: Eukaryota; Fungi; Ascomycota; Sordariomycetes; Glomerellales; Glomerellaceae. The coding region runs from base 157 to 1233 and encodes 358 amino acids. Gene Ontology annotation, molecular function: transferase activity, transferring alkyl or aryl (other than methyl) groups. The transcript has a single exon.
UGUCAAAGAGGGUCUCUCUGUGUCUGUCCUGCUUCAAACCGCAGGUGUCAAACCGAACUGUCGGAUCUCAACUUUGCAGCAUAUUCUUCAUCUACUUCUUUCUUGCUAGAAGCCAAGUUCGUUAGCAGACCGCAGGACGGGGCCCAUCAUAUCAUCAUGCAGCAUUCAGGCAGCCUCGGGGAGAAUUGUCCCCUCACGCUCAAACACGCCUCGUUUGAAGACGAGAUCACGUCGAGCAGCACAAAAUCCUCUUCCUCCUGCUCCUCCUCCACUUUCACCGAGGUCCUUCGCAUACCUCGUCUGAUCUGGGACUUUACCGAGAGCAACUUUGCCACAUUCGUCGUACCCAACACGGCCUUUGGCCUCCUGGGCGGGCUCACCGGCGCGCCCCUGACCUCGGGCCACGCAGCCACGCUCUCCAUCGUCCAGCGCUUCCCUCUGGUGGUGGCCUUCAACUGGUACAGCGUGCUCAUCUUCGACCUGGCCAACCAGAGGGGGCCCGAAUCCGUGGCCGAGGACCUCGCGAACAAGCCUUGGCGUCCCAUACCGGCGGGCAAGGUGACGCCCGAGCAGACUCGAAAGGCCAUGCUCGUGGCCAUACCCGCCGUGCUGGCCCUGAACUACGUGCUGGACGUCUGGAAGGAGGGCGUUUUCAUCCUGAUCCUGACUUGGCUGUACAAUGACCUCCGCGGGGGCGACGAGCUCGUCCGGGACGCCAUCAUCGCCGUCGCCUACUUUCUCUUCAACACGGCCUCCCUCAAGAUUGCCAUCAGCGGCGGGGCAGCAGCCACAGAAGCAGCAGCAGGGGCAGCAGACGACGUACGCGUACCCAUCACCAUCACCCACGACGGGUACGUGUGGGCGGGCAUCAUCAGCGCGGCCAUCCUGACGACGAUGCAGGUGCAGGACCUCAAAGACCAGGCGGGCGACCGCGGACGGGGCCGCGCGACGGUGCCCCUAUACUUUGGCGACAGGGUCUCGCGGACGUCGCUCGCGGUGCUGGUCCCCUUCUGGUCGUGCGUGUGCGUCUACGUCUGGCACAUCCGGUCGUCGUGGGCGGUGCUGCUGCCCACGUUGUCGGGAGCCAUGGUCGUCGCGGCGGUGCUGCGGACGCGGACCCCGGAAACGGACGCCAGAGCGUGGAAGCUGUGGUGCCUGUGGACGGUCUGUCUGUAUUCCCUGCCCCUCGUCGGUGACGGUUUCGUGUCGUUGGCGUCGCAGCACGUGGAAUGAAGGGGAGCCCGGGAGGCGGGGGGACAUCACCUGCAGUUUACGGAGUACGGAUUCAGGUGACAGAGAGAGCAAAUUGUCAUUAUUGUGUAUGCAGAGUUUCCGUUUGAAGGAGUUGGUUGUUGGAACUUGAGAAUCCUUGGAGGCUGUACGAGUCAUUCGGAAGAUAAGUGACAACCGUACGGGGUCUUCG